AUGCUUUGAGGAUAAACGGAGCUGUGAUUCGCGUCGGGAACGUCCCUGACAUUUACAGCAACACCAUAUGUGCUGUAAUUUCCAGUCUUGCGGCCAGCGCUACGGCCACUUUCUCAUGCGGCGGGAUAGUGGGACGUUACAUGGUUGUUCAUAUUCCUGGAAAUGACAAGAUUCUUAGUCUUGCUGAAGUUGGAGUCUAUGGGGAUUUGGCAGGAAAUCGGGCAGUAAGAGGAGCCGCUACACAGUCGUCAACAUCUGGGGACUGGUUUGCUGGAAAGGCCAUUGACAGUAAUCGAGGUCUCCAGCAGUUGUACACGGGAUGCUCCUCAACCCUUAAUCAGACUAACCCGUGGUGGAGGCUGGAUCUGCUUGAUAUGUACCGAGUUAGUAAAGUGGUCAUUACUAACAGACGAGAUUGCUGCACAGAACGAAUAAACGGAGCGGAGAUUCGCAUCGGGAACUCUUUGGAGAACAACGGCAGCAACAAUCCCAUAUGUGCUGUUAUUCCUGCUAUUCCAGCUGGCGAGUCCUACAACUACUCCUGUGAUGGGAUGGACGGACGUUAUGUGAUUGUUCAUAUUCCUGGAGAUCAGAAGAUUCUUGCUCUUUGUGAGGUUGAAAUCUACGGUUAUUUGGCAGAAAAUCUGGCAGUAGCUGGAGUUGCUACACAGUCUUCAACAUCUGGGGACGGAUUUGCUGAAAAGGCCGUUGAUCGAGGUCUCCAGCAGUUGUACACGGGAUGCUCCUCAACCCUUAGUCAGACUAACCCGUGGUGGAGGCUGGAUCUGCGUCACAUUUACAGAGUUAGUAAAGUGGUCGUCACAAACAGACGAGAUUGCUGUGCAGAACAAAUAAACGGAGUGGAGAUUCGCAUCGGGAACUCUUUGGAGAACAACGGCAGCAACAAUCCCAUAUGUGCUGUUAUUCCUGCUAUUCCAGCAGGCGAGUCCUACAACUACUCAUGUGGUGGGAUGGAGGGACGUUAUGUGAAUCUGAUCAUUCCUGGAGACAUGAAGACACUCACUCUCUGUGAGGUGAAGGUCUAUGGAGAAGGUCCCGCUUUAAAAAGGUCAUUUGUAAAAAUGCAGUUUAACUCCAUCAAUGAUCUAACUGACCCUUCAAUGAGAGAAAAUGUUCUGAAACAGUUGGGAUCUGCUCUUGCUGAUAGAGGACUCACAAAUGUGACACUGCGAUGGACUCAAACUCCUGAACGGGUGAUCCAGAAGGGGAACGAUGAUAAACAGGGUGCAAACCUGACGCCACGUCGUAACAGAGACGUUGGGUCUGGAAUUCGCUGGAGACUGCUGCGCCCUGAAACCCAGAGGGUGACAGAGUUGGCAGGACGGUAUCCUGAGGGCACCAGGACGGGACAGGCACCGCAGGAUGAGGUGAACACUGCCCAACCCGGAGGGGGCUGCCCUCAGAAGACUGACCCCUCUGUUGAUUCCACAGGGUUUGUAUUGGUUGUGGAAAGAGCAAAUGGACAAGAAGAGAAUGCAGCACUUUGGGGUGAACCUACUCAGUCGUCAAUUUAUGGAGGCUUUAACGCUGAACAUGCGCUUGAUGGUUUGGUCGGCACCUGGUCUCACACUAACCCAGAGACCAACCCGUGGUGGAGAGUGGAUCUACUGAAGGUAUACAUCGUGAACAGAGUGACCAUUACUAACAGAAACACCAAUCCUUCGAGGAUAAACGGAGCAGUGAUUCGCGUCGGGAACUUCCCUGACAUUUACAGCAACACCAUUAUUGCGGCCAGCGCUACGGCCACUUUCUCAUGCGGCGGGAUGGUGGGACGUUACAUGGUUGUUCAUAUUCCUGGAAACCAGAGGAUUCUUAGUCUUGCUGAAGUUGGAGUCUAUGGGGAUUUGGCAGGAAAUCGGGCAGUAAGAGGAGCCGCUACACAGUCGUCAACAUCUGGGAAUUGGUUUGCUGGAAAGGCCAUUGACAGUAAUCGAGGUCUCCAGCAGUUGUACACGGGAUGCUCCUCAACCCUUAAUCAGACAAACCCGUGGUGGAGGCUGGAUCUGCGUUACAUUUACAGAGUUAGUAAUGUGGUCGUCACGAACAGACGAGACUGCUGUGCAGAACGAAUAAACGGAGCGGAGAUUCGCAUCGGGAACUCUUUGGAGAACAACGGCAACAACAAUCCCAUAUGUGCUGUUAUUCCUGCUAUUCCAGCAGGCGAGUCCUACAACUACUCAUGUGGUGGGAUGGAGGGACGUUAUGUGAAUCUGAUCGUUCCUGGAGACAUGAAGACACUCACUCUCUGUGAGGUGAAGGUCUAUGGAGAAGGUCCCGCUUUAAAAAGGUCAUUUGUAAAAAUGCAGUUUAACUCCAUCAAUGAUCUGACUGACCCUUCAAUGAGAGAAAAUGUUCUGAAACAGUUGGGAUCUGCUCUUGCUGAUAGAGGACUCACAGAUGUGAAACUGCGAUGGACUCAAACUCCUGAACGGGUGAUCCAGAAGGGGAACGAUAAUAAACAAAAUCUGGCAGUAGAUGGAGCCGCUACACAGUCAUCAACAUCUGGGGAAGGGUUUGCUGAAAAGGCUGUUGAUCGAGGUCUCCAGCAGUUGUACACGGGAUGCUCCUCAACCCUUAAUCAGACUAACCCGUGGUGGAGGCUGGAUCUGCGUUACAUUUACAGAGUUAGUAAUGUGGUCGUCACGAACAGACGAGACUGCUGUGCAGAACAAAUAAACGGAGCGGAGAUUCGCAUCGGGAACUCUUUGGAGAACAACGGCAACAACAAUCCCAUAUGUGCUGUUAUUCCUGCUAUUCCAGCAGGCGAGUCCUACAACUACUCAUGUGGUGGGAUGGAGGGACGUUAUGUGAAUCUGAUCGUUCCUGGAGACAUGAAGACACUCACUCUCUGUGAGGUGAAGGUCUAUGGAGAAGGUCCCUGUUUAAAAAGGUCAUUAGUAAAAAUGCAGUUUAACUCCAUCAAUGAUUUGACUGACCCUUCAAUGAGAGAAAAUGUUCUGAAACAGUUGGGAUCUGCUCUUGCUGAUAGAGGACUCACAGAUGUGAAACUGCGAUGGACUCAAACUCCUGAACGGGUGAUCCAGAAGGGGAACGAUAAUAAACGUCCUUGUGAGAACAGAAAAUUCCUUUGA
Messenger RNA from Pimephales promelas (fathead minnow), 3113 nucleotides. NCBI's taxonomy places the organism in Eukaryota, Metazoa, Chordata, Actinopteri, Cypriniformes, Leuciscidae. The record is from RefSeq and is a predicted model, not a curated record.